UGGGAUGCUGGGGUAAUCCGUGAGGCGGUGAGCUCCCCGGGGGAGAUGAUUUUAUCACCGCUAGGACUUCAUGCUGGUUCUAACUCGUGCUUCUCCAGUAAAUUCCCGGUGUGAGAGCGGCUCUCCUGUGUAGUUUAAGCCGCUAUUUUUUUUUUUAAAGAAAACAUUCCUUGACGGCUAAAGGAGCAGCAGCCGCAGGGAGCAGAACUAGCAAGCCGCGGCCGCUUGACAGGUGCCAUCGCCCGGCUUUACGCAGCAGACAUGCCGCCUGUCCAGAGAACGAUGUCGGACGUUCGGAGUCGGGUGGAGGGAUAUGAAAAAACUGAGGACACGUCAGAAAAAACAUCUUUAGCUGACCAAGAAGACGCUCGACUGAUCUACAUCAACCAGCUGCAGUUCACCAAGUUUUGCAGUAAUCGGGUCAGCACAGCCAAAUAUAACGUCCUCACCUUCCUUCCUCGAUUCCUCUACUCCCAGUUCCGGAGGGCAGCCAAUGCCUUCUUCCUCUUCAUUGCACUCUUGCAGCAAAUCCCAGAUGUGUCUCCCACUGGUCGUUGGACCACACUGGUUCCAUUGCUCUUCAUCCUGGUGGUGGCUGCUGUAAAGGAGGUCAUUGAGGAUCUGAAACGUCACAAAGCUGACAAUGUUGUCAACAAAAAGGAAUGUCAAGUACUGAGGAAUGGUGCCUGGGAGAUUGUGCACUGGGAGAAGGUGGCUGUUGGGGAAGUAGUCAGAGCCGCAAAUGGGGAUCAUCUCCCGGCUGACCUCGUCAUACUAUCGUCCAGUGAACCACAGGCCAUGUGCUACAUUGAAACAUCUAAUUUGGAUGGAGAAACAAACCUUAAAAUCAGACAGGGUCUCCAAGUAACUGCAGACCUCAAAGACAUCGACAACCUGACGCGUCUCUCUGGGCGCAUGGAGUGUGAGAGUCCAAACCGCCAUCUGUACGAGUUUGUUGGGAAUAUCCGCCUGAAUGGACAGAGUACAGUACCACUGGGUCCUGACCAGAUCUUACUGAGAGGAGCCCAGCUGCGGAACACCCAAUGGGUCCACGGUGUGGUGGUUUUUACAGGACACGACACAAAGCUUAUGCAGAAUUCCACUCGGCCACCUCUCAAGCUUUCCAACGUUGAACGCAUCACCAACUUUCAGAUCCUUGUGCUGUUUGGCUGCCUGCUGGCCAUCUCUCUGGUCUGCUCUGUUGGCCAAACCAUCUGGAAGUACCAGUACGGCAAUGACGCCUGGUACAUGGAUCUCAACUAUGGGGGGGCAGCUAACUUUGGCCUCAACUUCCUAACCUUCAUCAUUCUGUUCAACAACUUGAUCCCCAUCAGUCUCUUGGUCACCCUGGAAGUUAUCAAGUUCAUUCAAGCUUAUUUCAUCAACUGGGACACAGAUAUGCACUAUGAGCCCACAAACACACCCGCAAUGGCUCGCACAUCCAAUCUGAAUGAAGAAUUGGGUCAGGUGAAAUACAUUUUCUCUGACAAAACGGGGACCCUGACCUGCAACGUGAUGCAGUUCAAGAAGUGCACCAUUGCUGGAGUCACGUAUGGUCACAUCCCUGAGGCUGAGGAGGGUAGUUUUGCGGAGGAUGACCGGCACAGCACACACUCAUCAGAAGAGGCAGGAUUUAAUGACCCAAGCUUACUGGAAAAUCUCCAAAGUAAUCACCCCACAGCUGCUGUCAUCCUGGAGUUCAUGACCAUGAUGGCCAUCUGUCACACUGCAGUCCCUGAACACACUGAAGGCAAAAUCACCUACCAGGCAGCAUCUCCAGACGAAGGAGCUCUGGUGAGAGCAGCACACAACCUGGGCUUUGUUUUUUCUGGCAGAACCCCCGACAGCGUCAUUGUGCAAAUGCUUGGAACAGAGGAAAAAUAUGAACUGCUUCAUGUUCUGGAGUUUACAAGUGCCAGGAAGAGGAUGUCAGUCAUCAUGCGCACCCCAUCUGGGAAGAUUCGCCUGUACUGCAAAGGCGCUGACACCGUGAUCAAUGACCGGCUGGCUGACAGCUCCAAGUACAAAGAAAUCACACUGAAGCAUCUGGAACAGUUUGCCACAGAGGGGCUGCGUACUCUUUGCUUUGCGGUGGCAGACAUCAGCGAGUCGUCCUACCAGCAGUGGCUGGAGGUCUACCACCGGGCCUGCACCUCUUUGCAGAACAGAGCACUGAAACUGGAGGAGAGCUACGAACUGAUAGAGACGAACCUGCAGCUCUUGGGGGCCACAGCCAUAGAAGACAAGCUUCAGGAUAAGGUCCCUGAAACCAUUGAGACUUUGAUGAAGGCUGAUAUCAAGAUCUGGAUUUUGACCGGAGACAAGCAAGAAACAGCCAUCAAUAUUGGACAUUCCUGCAAACUGCUGACGAAGAACAUGGGCAUGCUCGUGAUCAAUGAAGACACUCUUGAUAGAACCAGAGAAUCCCUGAGCUACCACUGUGGAAUGUUGGGAGAUGCCCUCUAUAAGGAAAAUGACUUUGCUCUCAUUAUUGAUGGGAAGACUCUGAAAUAUGCCCUUACAUUUGGAGUGCGUCAGUACUUCUUGGACCUGGCCCUGUCGUGUAAAGCGGUCAUAUGCUGCAGAGUGUCUCCACUUCAGAAGUCGGAGGUGGUAGAGAUGGUAAAGAAACAGGUUAAGGUGAUCACGCUGGCUAUUGGUGAUGGUGCCAAUGAUGUGGGGAUGAUCCAGACGGCCCAUGUUGGGGUGGGAAUCUCAGGCAACGAGGGCCUGCAGGCAGCAAACUCCUCCGACUAUUCGAUCGCCCAGUUCAAAUACUUGAAGAAUUUGCUGCUGGUCCAUGGAGCCUGGAAUUACAAUCGUGUGGCCAAGUGCAUCUUAUACUGCUUCUACAAGAAUAUUGUCCUCUAUAUCAUUGAGAUCUGGUUUGCAUUCGUCAAUGGCUUCUCUGGUCAGAUUCUCUUUGAGCGCUGGUGCAUCGGUCUAUACAAUGUGAUCUUCACUGCUCUGCCUCCUCUCACUCUGGGCAUAUUUGAACGUUCGUGCAGGAAAGAGAACAUGCUGAAGUACCCAGAACUCUACAAAACCUCCCAGAACGCUAUGGGUUUUAAUACCAAGGUCUUCUGGGCCCAUUGUCCUCACGGCCUCUUCCACUCCGUCAUCCUCUUCUGGUUCCCACUUAAAGCCUUCCAGCAUGAUACAGUUUUUGGCAAUGGAAGAACUCCAGACUAUCUCCUCUUAGGCAACAUGGUUUACACAUUUGUGGUCAUCACAGUUUGUCUUAAAGCUGGCCUUGAGACUUCAUCCUGGACCAUGUUUAGUCACAUUGCCAUCUGGGGAAGCAUUGCCCUGUGGGUGGUGUUUUUUGGAAUCUACUCCUCCCUAUGGCCCCUCAUCCCUCUGGCUCCCGACAUGUCAGGAGAGGCGGACAUGAUGUUCAAAUCGGGGGUCUUCUGGAUGGGCCUGUUCUUCAUCCCGGUCACCUCGCUGGUCUUUGACGUGGCCUACAAAGUUGUGAAGAAGUUGUGUUUUAAGACCCUGGUGGAUGAGGUGCAGGAGCUGGAGGCCUUAUCCAAAGAUCCUGGAGCGGUGGUACAAGGAAAGAGUCUGACGGAGAGGGCUCAGCUCCUGAAGAACGUCUUUAAGAAGAGCACGGUCAGUCUGUACCGCUCCGACUCCAUGCAGCAGAACCUGCUCCAUGGCUACGCCUUCUCUCAAGAUGAGAACGGAGUUGUGUCACAGUCUGAGGUCAUCAGGGCGUACGACACCACCAAACAGCGGACCACCGAGUGGUGAGCCCCAGCGCUCUCGGCCCAGCUGGCCUAUCCAGAGCCGCAAUGAAUGUUUCUGGCGGCGCAACAAUUUGACGUUAAGGUGGAGAAGCCAACGUGGUGCGAGCAUGUGCCUCCAGCUUGAGGAGGAACCUUGGACUCGAUAACAAGAUGGAAAAAGAAGGAAUCAUGGAACCAAACAUGUUGAGAAAGUGUUGACGAUGCUGUAUUUAUGUGUCCGGCAGACAUGACGAGCACUGUGCUUUUCUUAGCCGUCUGUGGUGUGAGAUUAUUUUUCACUUUUCUUACUCACUUUAUUGAAGUCUGCUUCUUAGCACUGAGGACACAGAAAAGAAACUCCGAAACACUGUUGCUCUAAAAUGUAAAAACACUGGACAGAUUAAUUUAGAAAAGGAAAAAAAAUGUAAUCUUAUUCGCUCGAGGUUGCCAAAAAGCAGAAAUACAGUAAAAUACAAUCUCCCAAAUCCGGGUGAGUUUAGAAAAUCCUACCAUCAGAUGUAAUCACACUCCUGAGAAUUCCAGCACUGAACGGACAUUAACAUUUUUAUUUUAAUAUUUGCACUUGACGUAAACAUGCAUCUGUUUUGUCAGGGUUUAAAUUUGCUCAUGCCUUCAUCAUUAUGUAAAAAAAAAAAAAAAAAUCAUAUUUUUCGUAAAUGGUGUAAAUUUUGUGCCUGUUUUUUGUUUAGUUGCCUCCUGCAGUGUAGUCAGUUUUCUGUCACUCAAACACCUGCACUUCUCACGUCACUCGACCACAACGGUGCCUACGUAGUACUUUUUCCUCGUAGCUUAGCCAGCUAGCUUAGAG
This is a messenger RNA of Thalassophryne amazonica, 4560 nucleotides long. RefSeq names its product ATPase phospholipid transporting 8A1 (gene atp8a1). The record is from RefSeq and is a predicted model, not a curated record. The coding region runs from base 262 to 3756 and encodes 1164 amino acids. The transcript is spliced from 37 exons. Gene Ontology annotation, molecular function: ATP binding; ATPase-coupled intramembrane lipid carrier activity; magnesium ion binding. NCBI's taxonomy places the organism in Eukaryota, Metazoa, Chordata, Actinopteri, Batrachoidiformes, Batrachoididae. Gene Ontology annotation, cellular component: plasma membrane. Gene Ontology annotation, biological process: phospholipid translocation.